UGUAAAACGCUUCAUGAAAGCUGUAAUUAUUGGUGGUAACGGGUUUUUAGGUAAGCAUGUUGUUAAUCUAUUCAUAUCAAAAGGUUAUGAAACAUGGAUUUUUGAUAUAUAUUAUGAUAAAAAGGCUAACAUAGAUGCAAAGUUUUUUAAGGGAUCAAUUUGUAAUGAACAAGAUCUUAAUGAAUGUUUAAAAGAUACAGAUAUAGUAAUUAAUUGUGUAUCUCCCCCAGAAUAUUUAAAUGAUAUUAAUAUAUUUAAACAAGUUAAUAUUGAUGGCACUAAAAAUAUUUUAAAAUGUUGCAAAUCUAUGGGUGUAACUCGCAUUUUAUUAGUCAGUAGUGCAAGUGUUGUCUAUGAAGGCAAAGAUAUAUGUAAUGGAAAUGAAAGUUUGCCUUAUGCCCAAAGUUUUUUAAGCCCAUAUAUCCAAACAAAAAUUGAGCAAGAAAAGUUAGUACUGCAAGCUAAUGAUACACGCAAUAAUUUUCUUACAGUUGCUAUUAGGCCACAUGGCAUAUAUGGUCCAGGAGAUAAAUUAUUGGUUCCUCAAACAUUAAAGGCAGCCAAAGAAAACAAAUUAAAAUUUAUUGUGGGGGAUGGAAGAAAUGUUGUAGAUUUUACAUAUGUGGAAAAUGUAGCUAAUGCUAUAUUUUUAGCAUCUGAAAAGUUAAAAACAAAUGAAAAAGAGAUAUCUGGACAGGCUUUUAAUAUUACAAAUGAUGAGCCAACUUUAUUUUGGGAUUUUCUGACUAAAAUUAUUGUUAGCAAGAACUAUCCAGCUCCCAAAUACAAAUUGCCUUAUUCUUUCAUUUACUUUAUAGCAUGUAUUCUUCAAAUUAUCCAUAUAAUUUUAUCUCCACUAGUUAAACUUAAUUUUACCUUCACACCCAUGAAGGUGGCUCUCAUAUCAACUCAUCAUUAUUACAGCUGUCAAAAAGCAAAAAAAUACCUUGAUUAUAAACCAAUAUAUACCAUGGAGCAAGGAUUCAGGAAAACCAUGGAAGCAUAUGAUGCAGAACAAAUGAUUCCUAACAGUUUAUAGCUAAUUUCCAAACCAAAUUUUUUUUAUCAGACAAGAAUCAAUUAUUAAGCCAAAGUUAUUAUAAUCAAAUUAAAUCUCAAUUGAUUAAUAAACCAACUAUUUAUAUUAAAAAUAUGUGUGAAUUAUUUUAUAUACUUGUAUUUUUUUUAAAAAAAACAUGAAUUUAUGAUGCUGAUAAUUCCAAAAUAAA
Molecule: messenger RNA, 1229 nt
Organism: Gordionus sp. m RMFG-2023
Lineage: Eukaryota; Metazoa; Nematomorpha; Gordioida; Chordodea; Parachordodidae
Product: sterol-4-alpha-carboxylate 3-dehydrogenase, decarboxylating-like
Exons: 6
Coding region: 14-1039 (341 amino acids)
Biological process (GO): steroid biosynthetic process
Molecular function (GO): 3-beta-hydroxy-Delta5-steroid dehydrogenase (NAD+) activity
Source: RefSeq, a predicted model, not a curated record